GUUGGGAGCGCUUCCGCCUUAGCUACGUUCGGUGCUGGCACUCGCGCUCGCCGAGUUGCCGGGAAUUCCGCGAUCCUGUUCCCGGGUGGCGCAGUCCUCCUCAUCCUGGAGCUUGCCGAGCAGAGGCCUCUGAAGCUCCGCGAGCCUGAGCACAGCCCUCUGCUGGAGAGGAGCAAUCGAUCUUUCUGCCCUGAAGGGCCGGCCCGACCUCCUUCCUCUGACUCGCGGUACUCAGGCUCUCCAGGUUUUUGCUUUUCCAAACAGAAAGGGCAGUGCAUGAAGCCAGGAGUCAUCAGCCAUUCUCCAGACAUUGUCCCAGGACACGCCCUCCCUGAAGUUCAGGCCCCUCCCUUUGCCUCCAGCUAGGGCUUGAGAAGAAGCCUGUUGUUUCAGGAGCCAGUGACCUUUGAGGACGUGGCUGUGUACUUCACCCAGAACCAAUGGGCCAGCCUGGUCUCUGCGCAGAGGGCUCUGUACAGGGAGGUGAUGCUGGAGAAUUACGCAAACAUAACUUCCUUGGAUCUGAUCUUCUGGCUGGAGCGACGGGAAGAACCAGGGCACCUGGAUCCCUGGACACUGGUCGGGAGAGAGCACCCGAGAGGUACCUGCAGAGGUGGUGAAACCAAGACAGAACGGAGGGCAGACUGCAGAGCUGGGCAUUUCAAAGGGACCAGAGUCUCACAAGUUGAUAACGGAGGUGCUGCUGGUGGAUGUUCCCAGGCACCCUCUCUUUGAGAACAGCUUAGAGAAGCUGCAGCUGUUUGACCCAGGGAAGGAAAAAUACUCAAAGAACGGUGAUUUCACAGAUUUGCCAGUCCAGGAUCAUCCAUCCUCCACUGUUGAAAGAGAAGAGAUAGCCAGACAAUUGGAAGGAAGCUGUGGUAUCUGCAUGCAUCUCAUUAUUAAGCAGGGCCUCCCUAGAGAACAGGUAUUUUAUAAUUGUGGUGAGUGUGGCAGAUAUUUCAACCAACAUUCAGACCUUCACCAGCAUCAGAGAAUUCAGAUGGACAAGAGGCCCUACAAAUGCAAAGAAUGUGGCAAAGCCUUCAGCUAUAACUCAAAACUGUCACGGCACCAGAAGAUCCACACUGGGGAGAAACCGUACCCUUGCCAGGAAUGUGGACAAGCCUUCAGUCAAAACUUGCACCUCCUUCAGCAUCAGAAACUCCACGGGGGAGAGAAGCCCUACGAAUGUAAGGACUGUGGGAAAACCUUCAGCUACAACUCAAAACUUAUCCGGCAUCAGUGAAUCCACACUGGGGAGAAACCCUUUAAGUGUAAGGAAUGUGGGAAGGCUUUUGGGUGUAACUAUGACCGCGUCAUCCAUGAGCGAAUUCACACUGGGGAGAAGCCAUACGAAUGUAAGGAGUGUGGGAAAAGCUUCAGUUCAAAUUCAGUCCUGAUUCAGCAUCAGAGGAUCCACACCAGGGAGAAACCUUACAAAAGUAAGGAGUGCAGCAAGGCUUUCCGCCGAAGUUCACUGUUUCUCCAGCACCAGAGGUUCCACACUGGGGAAAAGCUCUAUAAAUGUAAUGAAUGUUGGAAAACUUUCAGUUGUAGCUCAUGCUUUAUAGUACAUCAGAGAAUCCACACUGGGGAGAAACCUUAUGAAUGCCAGGAGUGUGGGAAGGCGUUCAAUCAGAAAAUCACCCUGGUUCAGCACUAGCAAGAUCACACUGGGGAGAAACCUUAUGAGUGUAAAGUGUGUGGGAAAUCCUUCAGAUGGAGCACAAGUUUCAUUCACCAUCAGAAACUGCACACCAGGAAGAAACCCGACCAAGUUACAAGGCCAUCCCCGGUGAAGCCCUGCCGCCCCCACUUCAGUCCUAUCCCCUCCGUCUCCCCAACAUGCACGACCUGCCCCAGCCACGCCAGGGGCUCCCCUGUCUUGUCCACGGGCACCGCUGCCUCCUCCUUCUGUGCCUCUCUUCCUGUUGCUCUUGUUAACUUGUUAACAAGAUGCCAAGAUCUGAAUAGAUUAAGGCGUCAACAGUACCGCGACACGCCGCCCCUAGUCGGCUCAGCGGUUGGAGCACAAGGGCGGAGGGACCAGCCCCUAGCGCUGCGUAACGGCGCCCACUAG
Messenger RNA from Budorcas taxicolor (takin), 2083 nucleotides. RefSeq names its product zinc finger protein 619 (gene ZNF619). The transcript has 6 exons. NCBI's taxonomy places the organism in Eukaryota, Metazoa, Chordata, Mammalia, Artiodactyla, Bovidae. The record is from RefSeq and is a predicted model, not a curated record.